This is a messenger RNA of Pleurotus ostreatus (oyster mushroom), 888 nucleotides long. RefSeq lists its product as uncharacterized. The record is from RefSeq and is a predicted model, not a curated record. The coding region runs from base 1 to 888 and encodes 295 amino acids. The transcript is spliced from 4 exons. Lineage: Eukaryota; Fungi; Basidiomycota; Agaricomycetes; Agaricales; Pleurotaceae. Gene Ontology annotation, molecular function: nucleic acid binding.
AUGGCUCGUAUACGGUCGCACCCCCUUUACGAGCUCUGGUACCCUCAAGUAGUCAUCCUUCAAGACAAUGAUGCGGCUAUCAAACAUCUCGACGACAUCUAUCCAGAUAUUCCUAAAGAAGGGGACACCGUCGGCAUAUCCAUCACGUUGACUCAUACAAACAACAUACGUCUAGUUUCUAUAUGCCAUGGCGAGUCCGUAUACACAUUCGAUAUCAAGCUCAUGGGUGCGUUUCCCCCGCGUCUUCGAGGUCUUUUGGAAGACGAAGAUGUCGUAAAGAUUGGGCGUGGAAUCAUCAACAUUACUUGGUGUUUAUAUCACGAACAUGGUAUCAAGCUGGUUAUGGGCGGAGAAAUCUCUCGCCUCCAUCGUAUUUCCGACGCUAGCAACAGGAAUAUUGGCGAACCAUUCAAUAACCCGGUCCUAUUAUCUGCAAUUGCAGAGCGGUGGCUCGACAAGACCAUCGACAACGACUAUAUCCAAUGUCGGUGGGUGGAUAAAUUCGAACUUGUACAUUACAAACAGGCGUCAGCAGUAGCCGGUGUCGUCGGUCAAUCAUACCACGCGAUUAGAGAAAGCAAUCCAGUGGACAGUGUCGCAAAUAAAUAUUGGAUUUUCACUAGCGUCGAACACGCUACGGGGACUGUCUUGGGUCGAUGCGAACAGUUCCCAUUGCAUUCCCUUGCUGACGGCUCAUGCAUCGAACCACUUCGAAUGGCUACAGACAGGAUACGCGCAACGCUGACGGAAGCAGACUUGCACGCUCAACGUAUUGGUAUCCAAACCAACGUGGAGCGUCAAUACCGGCAUAUCGUCCGACUGUGCGAGGAUAUCGAACGAGCUGUACACACUUAUGAUCAUUCAGUCGAGGAAGCUCACGAGCAGUAG